AUGGCGACCCCGUCGCACGGCAUCCCCCUCCGCGCGCUCCUCCUCGCCCUGCCCCUGCUCUCCCUCCUCCUCAUCCUCUUCCAGCUCCUCCACCGCCCCGCUGCCCCGCCCCUCCGAACCCACACCCACACGCCGCCGGCGGCGUCGAACCGCGCGGAGGAGGUGAAUUUCCCUUACCCCUCCUCAUCCUCCUCCUUGCCUCCCCCGGCGCCGGAGGAGGAGGCGAUGACGCUGCGUCACGUGGUGUUCGGCGUGGCCUCCUCCCGCCGCACGCUGCUGCUGCGGCUCCCGCUCCUCCGCCUCUGGCUCCGCGCCCCGGCCCGCGCCUUCCUCUUCCUCGACGCGCCGGUGACCGUCCCCGCCUCCGACCUCCCGCCCGGCCUCCGCCUCCGCGUCUCCACCUCCGCCUCCCGCUUCCCCUACUCCCACCCUCGCGGCCUCCCCUCCGCCGUCCGCGUCGCGCGCAUCGCCAAGGAGCUCGUCACUGAACUCAAGGAGGAGCCGCCGCCGCGCUGGCUCGUGCUCGCCGACGACGACACCGCCUUCGUCCUCCCCAACCUUCUCCACACGCUCCUCAAGUACGACUGGCGCGAGCCGUGGUACCUCGGCGCGCGGUCCGAGUCCGCGGCGCAGAACGCGUGGCACGGCUUCGCCAUGGCAUACGGCGGCGGCGGCAUCGCCGUCAGCUGGCCGCUCGCGCGGCGCCUCGCGCGCGCGCUCGACUCCUGCGUCGUCAGGUACCCGCACCUCUACGGCAGCGACGCCAGGAUCUACGCCUGCCUCACCGAGCUCGGCGUUGAGCUCACUCAUGAGCCGGGCUUCCACCAGAUCGAUCUUCAUGGGGAUAUUUCCGGGCUCCUAAGAGCACAUCCACUUUCGCCUUUAGUUUCACUGCACCAUCUUGAUCACGUGUAUCCUCUUUACCCUGGUAUGGAUCGCACAAGAGCAAUGGAACAUUUCUUCCGAGCUGUUGAUGCUGAUCCAGCCAGGAUCCUGCAACAAACAGUGUGCUAUGACCGUUCAAGAUCGCUUACAGUAUCAGUUGCAUGGGGCUAUUCAGUUCAGGUGUUCAAAGGCAAUGUACUGCUCCCUGACCUCCUCGCUGUGCAGAAGACAUUUGUAUCAUGGAAAAGGGGUCGCAAUGUUACAGAUAUGUAUAUGUUUAACACAAAACAUUACCCCAGAGAUGAGUGCAAAAGAGCAGCUCUUUUCUUCCUGAAAAGUAUUUCUUCAGGUGAAGGCAAGACAGAAAACACUUACAAUAGACAGCCACCUAAAAAAUGCUUGCCUGAAUUGAUCCCAUUGAGGAGUAUACGUCUAAUAAAAGUGACAUCCGAACAACUGCAUCUGGAUCCUGGGAAGGCCUUAAGACGACAUUGUUGUGACAUCGUACCUUCUUCAUCUGAUACCACCAUGGAUGUUAACAUCAGAAAAUGCAAAGAUGAUGAGUUGAUCGCGAUGCAUUCGUAGUAGUUCUCUAAUCCUAUGGGAUGCUCAUCUGUUGUACAGGUCAUCCACCCCAACUGUGUCCUGACACCAAGCCAUGCACUGUGAAUCGUCAUGGAGCAACACCAUACAAUCAUAGUAUAGACAGAGACAGGGUCAGUUAGAAUCUUUUUCCCUUCAAAUAGCAGAGUUUGGGCAUCAUGAUUUAAUUGUUCUAUAGUCUGACAUGUAACUUGAGGAAAAAAUAAGCAAGCAGACGUUAGUGUGGUUAUUUUUGCCGAAAAGGCUGCUUCCAGUUAAUACAGCUUAUACAGAUCUCUUUUCUUUUUCGAGGGAAGUUCAGAUAGAUCUUGGAAAUGCGAAAAAUACACUUCAUUUCUUA
Phragmites australis (common reed) is the source of this 1828-nucleotide messenger RNA. RefSeq lists its product as uncharacterized. The record is from RefSeq and is a predicted model, not a curated record. Gene Ontology annotation, molecular function: acetylglucosaminyltransferase activity. Lineage: Eukaryota; Viridiplantae; Streptophyta; Magnoliopsida; Poales; Poaceae. The transcript has 4 exons. Bases 1 to 1470 code for a protein of 489 amino acids.